This is a messenger RNA of Brassica oleracea var. oleracea, 1223 nucleotides long. RefSeq lists its product as uncharacterized. The coding region runs from base 170 to 481 and encodes 103 amino acids. The transcript is spliced from 2 exons. NCBI's taxonomy places the organism in Eukaryota, Viridiplantae, Streptophyta, Magnoliopsida, Brassicales, Brassicaceae. The record is from RefSeq and is a predicted model, not a curated record.
AACAAUCGGAGACUGGCGGUGUUAUUCAAUUGAUUGAUUGACUAAUAUCAAAAAAACUAACUUGGCAGUGUUAUGUGAUGAAGAUCUUGUCGGAGGUGAUCCCAUAAGAUGCGCUAAGAGUGUUUUAGAGCUACUAUUCGAUGAACAACAACUGCUAAUUGUCUAUCGUAUGGCAAUGGAGAUAGACGCCGCACUCGCAGGGGAUGAUGAUAUUCAACAUCCUCCUCCCCAACUACCGUACCAAACCUUACCACUUCAGGGCCCCAACAAUCAUGCGCAUCGAGUAAUGCCACUCCAUCCACUCAACUACGUGACCGCAACUCAACCUCCGGGUUUUGCUUCUCAGCCAUUAAACCCAAUCUCUCCAGACCAUUCCUCUGAUAUAUUUAGAGGUGGCAGUCUAGACAUCGAGAGAGGAAGAGGUCUCCCACGUCUACCAACUGCUUGGGGUGAAACGAGUGAUGACGACGAGGACUUCUAGGAUGGUAAGCAUGAUGACCCACUUCCUCCUCAACCCCAGCCGAGACCAACGCAAGGUCUUUUAUCACUACCGCAGCCCGCUAGGCCAUAUCAGAUGCCAGCUAGAGCAACCGUUACGCUUCUUAGCGAUGGAGACAGCUCCGGUUCACAAACUGGCUCGUCUGAUGGACUCAUUGCGGAUAGCACUCACAUCAGGACACCCCCGCUGUUAGGGAUUCCGGUUCUUUCACCUGGUCGACCUUUUGGUAGAGGAACAUUUGAACAAGGAAUUUUGCACAUUUCCAAUCAAUCCAUUAUUUCCAAUAUAUAAUUACGCGUAAAUGUUCCUUAUCAUUCAAUAUUUUUUCCGCAGGUGGCACGUCCAAUGCGCCCGCUGUACCGAAAAGAAACCUGCUUCAGUAUUUCAUGCAAGGAAGUGGUAGUGGCAGUGUUCCUUCACUUGAUCUGCGUUUGGGACUCGGUACUGACAACAACAAUGGAUCGGGGAGUAGUUAGGUCGACUUAGGGGACUCAUCUUCUGACACCGACGGGAAUGAUGAUGGGUUUGGUCCGACUCAAUAGAUUUGGAGCUAAUGUUUGCAUGUUUUACUAUGAGGAAUCUAGGGUUAUAUCUAUGUUUGCAUGUUUACUUUAUUUGCGGCAGAGAAUCCGGUUUUUUUUUCAAUAUGUCCUUUGUCAUAACCGGAUUGAACUCUUUUAAACCGGAUAGCUAUGUUGUACCUUUUUUAUGUCUUGAGUUUCCG